Messenger RNA from Necator americanus (New World hookworm), 369 nucleotides. RefSeq lists its product as uncharacterized. The record is from RefSeq and is a predicted model, not a curated record. NCBI's taxonomy places the organism in Eukaryota, Metazoa, Nematoda, Chromadorea, Rhabditida, Ancylostomatidae. The coding region runs from base 1 to 369 and encodes 122 amino acids. The transcript has a single exon.
AUGUCGGAUAACGGUUAUAGUGUUGUAUAUCAUUGUGAGCAGACGAAUCCCAUCAUCGCAUCCACAUUUACGACGAGUCAUCGACGCCAUGAACUUACAGCGAAAGACAACCCCUUUGGCGCCAAAAGAGCAGCAAAAGCGGAAGAUGCCAACGCUCAGGCUUCACCUCAAUUACUUUCUGACAAGGAACAACAAUUGGCAGAAAACCGAAAAUUUAGAGCUGUUUGGGAUGGCGCGUUCGAUUCCGGUCCUGUUCUCAGUUUGAUGGAACAGUUGCAAGAAAGCAGUCGUAGAGUUCAACAUCAACUGAAGCUCGAUAUGGCAGCAUACAUGCGACAGUCGGAGCAGGUGCUCCGGUUCCGAAAAUGA